This is a messenger RNA of Lithohypha guttulata, 1788 nucleotides long. It is a transcript of the gene ADE17, whose product is annotated as bifunctional phosphoribosylaminoimidazolecarboxamide formyltransferase/IMP cyclohydrolase. Bases 1 to 1788 code for a protein of 595 amino acids. Gene Ontology annotation, biological process: 'de novo' IMP biosynthetic process. NCBI's taxonomy places the organism in Eukaryota, Fungi, Ascomycota, Eurotiomycetes, Chaetothyriales, Trichomeriaceae. The transcript is spliced from 4 exons. The record is from RefSeq and is a predicted model, not a curated record. Gene Ontology annotation, molecular function: IMP cyclohydrolase activity; phosphoribosylaminoimidazolecarboxamide formyltransferase activity. Gene Ontology annotation, cellular component: cytosol.
AUGUCUCAAAAACUAGCCAUAUUGUCUGUGUAUGACAAGACAGGUCUACUUGACCUAGCAAAGGGUCUGGAAAAGCAGAACGUUCGCAUAUUGGCUUCUGGAGGCACUGCCAAACUCAUCAGAGACUCGGGCAUCAAGGUGGAAGAUGUUUCAGCAAUAACGAACGCACCAGAAAUGCUUGGUGGUCGAGUAAAGACUCUUCACCCAGCAGUACACGGUGGUAUUCUAGCUCGAAAUAUCGAAUCAGACGAGAAAGACUUAGCCGAUCAGAAAAUUGAAAAGGUUGACUAUGUAGUGUGCAAUCUCUAUCCAUUCAAGGAUACUGUUGCAAAGCCCAAUGUUACUGUGCCCGAGGCUGUCGAAGAAAUUGAUAUUGGUGGAGUUACCUUACUACGAGCUGCAGCGAAGAACCAUGCCCGAGUCACCAUUCUAAGCGAUCCACAAGACUAUGGCCACUUUCUGUCAGAGCUUGAAAAGGGCGAAAUCAGCGAGCAGAGUCGACAGCAAUACGCACUGAAAGCUUUCACUCACACUGCGGAUUAUGACACGGCAAUUUCUGGAUACUUCCGAAAUCAGUAUGCAGGCAACGGCGUGCAGCAGCUUGCACUACGGUACGGCGCAAAUCCACAUCAGAAACCCGCAUCAGCCUAUGUCAAAGAGGGAAAGUUACCAUUCACUGUACUUAGUGGGUCUCCAGGCUACAUCAAUCUUCUCGAUUCACUCAAUGCCUAUCCACUUGUGAAGGAGCUCAAGCAAUCUCUUGGUCUCUCAGCCGCAGCAUCUUUCAAGCACGUCUCCCCUGCGGGCGCCGCUGUAGGCAUUACCCUGGAUGAGACUGAACGUAAAGUGUACAUGGUCGACGACAUUGACGGUAUCGAAAGAUCCGGCUUAGCACAAGCUUAUGCGCGUGCACGAGGUGCAGACCGCAUGUCGAGCUUCGGUGAUGUGAUCGCUCUAUCAGACAAAGUUGACGUGCCAACCGCCAAAAUCAUCUCUCGCGAAGUUUCAGACGGCGUUAUCGCGCCUGCUUACGAACCCGAGGCUCUCGAAAUACUGAAGAAAAAGAAAGGAGGCAAAUAUCUUGUGCUACAGAUCGAUGAGACCUACGAGCCACCACAGCAGGAGACACGAACAGUUUAUGGUGUCAGUCUGACUCAAGGUAGAAACGACGUGCAAAUUACACCCGGAAAUACCUUCAAGUCCGUGGUACGACCAGAAGGCGGUGCAAAGCUGUCCGAACAGACCUUGCAAGAUCUCACAGUCGCAACCAUUGCCCUGAAGUAUACACAGUCCAACUCGGUAUGCUAUGCCUAUAAAGGACAAGUGGUCGGUCUUGGUGCUGGUCAGCAAUCGCGAAUCCACUGCACAAGAUUAGCAGGAGACAAAGCUGAUAAUUGGUGGAUGAGAUUCCACGAACGAACACUCAACAUCAAAUGGAAGAAAGGUGUGAAACGACCUGACAAGAGCAAUGCCAUUGACAUGCUCUGCUCUGGUCAGGUACCGCCAAAGUCACAAUUCGAGGUUGAAGACUACGAAGCAAAGUUUGAGGAAGUCCCGCAACCUUUCUCACCCGAAGAGCGGGAGGCUUGGCUGUCCAACCUUCAAGGGGUGGUAGUGUCCAGUGACGCAUUUUUCCCAUUUGUCGAUAACGUCUACCGUGCAGGACGAUCUGGGGUCAAGUACAUCGCAGCACCUACUGGCAGUCAAAACGAUGGAGCAGUGUUCGAUACCUGCGAUAAGCUGGGUAUUGUCUUCAUCGAGCAGUCUACUCGGUUGUUCCACCAUUAG